AUGCUGCCGCAGCAGGGAACACAGGUCGAUCUACAGCGGGUCCGUGGUCUGCAGACCGCGACACAAGUGGUGACGGUGCUCGCCAUGAUGCUCACCGUCGGGCUGGGCGUGUACGGUGUGGCGGUGUUGGCAACCCAGAACAACGAUGAGAGAAAGGACAAUGAUACUGAAGAGGAGGACAGCUCUCGCCCGAACAUUCUGAUGCUGGUGCUGACGGUCGCCGUCCUGCUCAUCGCCUUCUCGCUAGGCUUUAUCGCCGUCCGAGCCGAGACACUCUACCGCAUGCACCUGUACCAGCGGUUUGCAGUCGUGCUUGGCGUCUCUGCGCUCACCACGCUUGCCUUUGCAGCGGUGCGUGGAAACAUCAACAUCAUCGCCAUCCCCUACUUUCUCGUCGGCGUCGUGCUUGCGGUCCUCCUUCGCCAGCAGCUUGUCGAGGCAGGCGAACAGGGGUACUCGCCGCUGCCACCGGUAUGGCGCGAUGCAUCGUCAAGCAGCGAGUCGACGUCGACCAACACCGCCACCGAGGGCCGGUUCCACCCGUCAUCGUCGGCGUCGUGA
This is a messenger RNA of Thecamonas trahens ATCC 50062, 561 nucleotides long. RefSeq lists its product as uncharacterized. The record is from RefSeq and is a predicted model, not a curated record. The transcript has a single exon. The coding region runs from base 1 to 561 and encodes 186 amino acids. Lineage: Eukaryota; Apusomonadida; Apusomonadidae.